Messenger RNA from Arxiozyma heterogenica, 2745 nucleotides. RefSeq names its product glycogen phosphorylase (gene GPH1). The record is from RefSeq and is a predicted model, not a curated record. Bases 1 to 2745 code for a protein of 914 amino acids. Gene Ontology annotation, molecular function: pyridoxal phosphate binding; glycogen phosphorylase activity. The transcript has a single exon. Gene Ontology annotation, biological process: glycogen catabolic process. Gene Ontology annotation, cellular component: cytoplasm. NCBI's taxonomy places the organism in Eukaryota, Fungi, Ascomycota, Saccharomycetes, Saccharomycetales, Saccharomycetaceae.
AUGGCCCCAGCUACUACUAGUACCAAUGAUAUGAUCACUGAGGAACCCUCCUCUCCACGUCAAGUCCCAAGAUUAGCAAGAAGGUUAACUGGUUUCCUUCCUCAAGAAAUUAAAGCCAUUGAUUCCACUAUCCCACUGAAAUCAAGAGCCUUAUGGAACAAACACCAAGUUAAGAAGUUCGAUGACGCCGAAUCCUUUCAAACUAGAUUUAUCGACCAUGUGGAAACUACUUUGGCUAGAUCUUUAUACAAUUGUGAUAACUUGGCCGCUUAUGAAGCAGCUUCUAUGUCUGUUAGAGAUAAUUUGAUUAUCGACUGGAAUAAAACUCAACAAAAAUUUACUACAAGAGAUCCAAAGAGAGUCUACUAUCUAUCUUUAGAAUUCUUAAUGGGUAGAGCUUUGGAUAAUGCUUUGAUUAACAUGGACCUAGAUGAUGAUGAAGUCUCCACUGACAAGAACAAUUCUAGCAAUCCAAAUAACUCAAAGGGUGAAAAGAAGAGUUCAAGAGAUAUUAUCUCCGGUGCUUUAGAUGAAUUAGGUUUCAGAUUGGAAGAUGUCUUAGAACAAGAACCAGAUGCCGGUUUGGGUAACGGUGGUUUGGGCCGUCUUGCUGCUUGUUUCGUUGACUCCAUGGCUACUGAAAAUAUUCCAGCUUGGGGUUAUGGUUUGCGUUAUCAAUAUGGUAUUUUUGCCCAAAAAAUUAUCGACGGUUAUCAAGUUGAAACUCCAGAUUACUGGUUAAACUUCGGUAACGCUUGGGAAAUUGAAAGAAAUGAAGUUCAAAUCCCAAUUACCUUCUACGGUUAUGUUGAAAGAGAUGAUGGUAAAGAUAGCACUACUUUAGCUCCAUCCCAAUGGAUUGGUGGUGAAAGAGUUAUUGCUGUCGCAUAUGAUUUCCCAGUCCCAGGUUACAAGACUAAUAAUGUUAAUAAUCUAAGAUUAUGGCAAGCUAGACCAACUACAGAAUUCGAUUUUGCAAAAUUCAAUUCCGGUGAUUAUCAAAACUCUGUAGAACAACAACAACGUGCUGAAUCAAUCACUGCUGUCUUAUAUCCAAAUGACAACUUUGAACAGGGUAAAGAAUUAAGAUUAAAACAACAAUACUUUUGGUGUUCUGCUUCUUUGCAUGAUAUCGUUAGAAGGUUUAAAAAGUCUAAGAGACCAUGGGCUGAAUUCCCAGAUGAGGUUGCUAUUCAAUUAAACGAUACUCAUCCAACCCUUGCUAUUGUAGAAUUACAAAGAAUUUUGGUUGAUUUGGAAAAAUUGGACUGGCAUGAAGCUUGGAAGAUCGUUACUGCUACUUUUGCCUACACCAACCAUACUGUCAUGCAAGAAGCUUUAGAAAAAUGGCCAGUUGGCUUGUUCGGUCACUUAUUACCAAGACAUUUAGAAAUUAUUUACGACAUUAAUUGGUUCUUCUUGCAAGAAGUUGCUAAGAAGUUCCCUAAGGACUUGGACCUAUUAUCCCGUAUUUCUAUUAUCGAGGAAAGUGGCCCAGAAAGACAAAUUAGAAUGGCUUACUUAGCUAUCGUUGGUUCCCAUAAAGUUAACGGUGUUGCUGAAUUACACUCUGAAUUAAUUAAGAAGACAAUUUUUUCUGAUUUCGUUAAAUUCUAUGGCGCUUCGAAAUUCACUAAUGUUACUAAUGGUAUCACUCCAAGGCGUUGGUUAAGACAAGCCAAUCCUAAAUUAGCUGAAUUGAUUAGUCAAACUUUGAAUGACCCACAAUAUGAUUUCUUGUUGGAUAUGCCAAGAUUAACUUUGUUAAACAAAUUGGCUGAUGAUAGAGAAUUUCAUAAGAAAUGGAAUGAAGUUAAGAUCCACAACAAAUUAAGGUUAGCCGAUUUAAUCAAGAAAUUAAAUGAUGGCGUUGAUAUUAUCGAUAGAGAACAUAUUGCUACUACCUUGUUCGAUGUUCAAGUUAAACGUAUUCAUGAAUACAAACGUCAACAAUUGAAUAUCUUUGGUGUUUUAUACCGUUACUUGGCAAUGAAGACAAUGUUGCAAAAUGGUUCCACUCUUGAGGAAGUUGCUAAGGUCUUCCCACGUAAGGUCUCCAUUUUUGGUGGUAAAUCUGCCCCAGGUUACUACAUGGCUAAGUUAAUUAUCAAAUUGAUUAACUCUGUUAGUGAAGUCAUUAACAAUGAUAUUGAGAUUGGUGACUUGUUGAAGGUUGUCUUUAUCCCAGACUAUAAUGUUUCCAAAGCUGAAAUUAUUAUUCCUGCUUCUGAUUUAAGUGAACAUAUCUCUACAGCUGGCACUGAAGCUUCUGGUACUUCUAAUAUGAAAUUUGCUAUGAAUGGUGGUUUAAUUAUUGGUACUGUGGAUGGUGCUAAUGUUGAAAUUACCAGAGAAAUUGGGGAAGAUAACAUUUUCUUGUUUGGUAACUUAAGUGAGAAUGUUGAAGAAUUAAGAUACAACCAUCAAUACAAUCCACAAGAAUUACCAGAAAACUUGGAAAAAGUAUUAGAGUACAUUGAACGUGGUGAAUUCACUGAUAAUCCAAGUGAAUUCCAACCAAUUGUUGAUGCUGUUAGAAAGCAUGGUGAUUACUACUUGGUUUCUGAUGAUUUUGAUUCGUACAUUGCUACCCAAGAACUUGUUGAUCAAGUCUUCCACAAUGAAAAGGAUGAAUGGAUUAAGAAGAGUAUUCUAAGUGUUGCUAAUAUAGGUUUCUUCAGUAGUGACCGUUGUAUCCAAGAAUAUGCUGAAACCAUCUGGAAUGUCGAACCUGUUAAGCAAUAA